AUGGAUCCUGUGCAAGAGCUUAUUGCGGGUGUUGGCCUCUCAGACGUGGAGGGCGGCCGCAGACCGGAGCAGGCGUCCUUGUCAGCAUCUUCGACGGCGUUCGACGCGUCCAGCGCACCCGCGCCUGCACCUCUUCUCCCUGCGGCACCGCCGCGGCGCACAAAGAUGGUGUUCUUGUACAGCGACGAGGAUGGCGUGGACGGUGAUGACGAUGACGAGGGCCGCAGAGUGACACAGUCUGCGAGCGGUGUAGCGGAGGUGCUGUGUGAUGACCACGCCAUCGCCGUCUCGGCGGACUCGCUCGCGGAAUUGCAAGCAGAGGCGGCCGAGGCGACAGCCGUGGGGGUUUCGGACGCUCAGACAUCUCUGUUGAACGCUAACGGCUUCUCCUUUGAAGAGGACGUGCUGAGCGGACUAGUCGGCGGCGCCUCUGCCUCUUGCACCACCGAUGGAGGGAUACGGGUGAGGGAGGUGACGGCACCGAGGUUGUGGGAGGGCGCCGUGGCGCCGGCUGCGUCCUCUUCUCUUCACGGCGGCGGCGAAGGUGCCGCCUCCUCGGCCGCAGACGAGUUGCCUCUCCUUCUGCGCCGGGGACUGCCGGCUGCUGACUUUGUGCUCCAGUCGCGACGCAAGCGCUUUCGUGAAGUGCCGGCGUCUGCCGGUGCGACGGUUCAGCCGUCACCCAAGGACGCUGCUGCGGCUGCGGCUGCCGGUGAGUCUGCGGCGGCGAGUUCAGAAGCCGCGGCCGAGUCGGCCCCACAAGAUCCGUCUUCUUCCUCAGAGCUGCAUGUUGGCCACCCCCAAGGGGGGCAGCGGGACGACGGCAGUGACAGCGUCGAGGUGGAAGUGGAGGAGGAGCUCGACGUGUACCCGGUGUACGAGGAAAACGGCAGGACAGUGCGUGCUCUGCGAACGCGCUGCGGGUACGAGCUUACCUUGGACGAGCGCGACUUGCUCGAGGACUGGGCAGAGGGGGAUGAGGAGGAUACGGGGGAGGGGUGCGCAGAUAAGGGCGAGGACGCAGCACCGCCUGCCGCCGCUGCUGUAACCGAGGAGAACAAGCAGACCGAUGAUGGCGAUCAUGUCGUGUACAGUCAUGAUGCUCCAUCGACGACGAGGGCUGCGCAGACUGCCAACUCGGCAGCCGCAGCUGCCGCAGAUGAAGACGACGAAGAUGCAGGCGCGGACUUGCCGGUGCAGGUAGAGGCGGAGGACUGGGGUGACUUCCGUGACUUCGACGAGGAGGAGGACGAAGAGGAGGCUGAGCUCGACGAGGCAAUCAUUGUCGCUGUGGUGGAGCAGCUGGUGCGCUGCUGCGAGGCUGACGAUUUGGACCCGCAGAUAAGCGUCGAGGCGGCUCGCUUCAUCGGCGCCGCCAAGCCGCUGCUGGAGCAGCUGACCAACGAGGUGAUCAGCCCAGCCGAGUUCGUCCAAUGCAUGGAGCGCGACCUGCGCCGCUUCCAGCGCAUCUACAAGAGCAUCUACCGCCCCCGUGACUCACCGAUUGUGAUUGACGGCGUCGUGACCGAUUUAUGA
Molecule: messenger RNA, 1536 nt
Organism: Leishmania major strain Friedlin
Lineage: Eukaryota; Euglenozoa; Kinetoplastea; Trypanosomatida; Trypanosomatidae
Exons: 1
Coding region: 1-1536 (511 amino acids)
Source: RefSeq, a predicted model, not a curated record